UUGCGAACACGCAGCAGUGUGUACAAAUUAGUAAAGAAAGUUCUCGUGAAGAUGGCCACCGACAAACCGAACGAAGUCGUGACUAUUUCGUAACAUUUUCGUUCUGCAUUUCCAAAUAAUAUCGUCAGGUUUGAAAAAAUACAACGAAAUGGCGUUUCAGAACUCAUUGCGGGAAGCAACUAGGAGGCUUCUGAGACCUCACAAUUGCAGCAAUAAGCUGAAUUUUGCAAAGAAUGCGUACUGGCGGAGUGGAAGUUCCCAACGCGUUGUUCUACCGUGGAGAACGUGGGUUCGUGUGACCCUACUUCGCGGACAAAGUCUACCCGAAUGCCUAGACACAAUACUCAAGUUGCUCAAGAGACAGUUACACGUCUAUGCAUCGCAGAAAUUGCGUCGUAUGGAAGGAGUGAUGAGCCUUUACGGCUAUAUCUACGCAGAGAACAUGUUGCAGACUUUAGCCGGCAAUUUUUCCAGACGAUUUGUGAGAGGAAGGAAACGGCCAUUUUACUUUCUCUUCGGUGGAGCGUGCUUUGUGUGGGACAAACAUAACCGAAUCACAGAUCAAGAAAUGGAUAGUUGCGCUGAUGAUUUUGAAAUGGUUGAAGAGUUGGAGAGACUCGAUAAUGACAACCAAGGGACGACAAGCAAUGCACCAUGGGAUGUCAUCUUGAAACACAAUCACCUGAAAGUCUGGAGACGACCCCUGGAUGAUACCUAUCUCUAUGAAUACAAAGCCUAUGGUUGCUUCAUGGAUGUCUCUGCCAAAUCCUUCUUCCAAGUCCAGUUGGAUCUUGAAUACCGCAAAGUCUGGGACCAGUAUGCUAUCAAGCUGGACGUGGUUGACCAGGAUGAUGACACAGGGUCAGAGGUCAUACACUGGGUCACACACUACCCUUUUCCGAUGUACAGCCGAGACUACGUGUUUGCCCGACGGUUCAAGAUCGACCAUGCCAAUAACAUCAUGACUGUUGUCUCCAAAGCUGUGGAGCAUCCUAAAGUCCCAGCUAGCAAGACCCAUGUCCGAGUUAAUUCCUACUUCUCUCAGAUGGUCAUCAGACCUCAUCGUAGCUUUGAGGAGAAUGGCUUUGACUACAUCUUGACCUACCAUGACGAUCCUCAGACUUCCUUCCCAUCACCUUGUGUCAACUGGAUGACAAAAUCAGGUGUGCCUGACUUUCUUGAGAAGCUUCACCAAGCUGCUAUGCAAUAUGAAACCUACAACGCGCCUCACGUAAUGAUCAGAGACCUGACCUCAGCAGGUGUGGAUGACAGCCAACGGUUUACUCAACACUCACCAGGCCAGUAUUCUAUGUAAAAGGUGUAAUCAGUGAGGUUCUUUAUCUGGGCUUAGUGAGAACCUCACUCACAAACCACAUGAUGUACAUUGUUAUUUGAGGAUUUUGUUCAAAACUUACCUAGCCAGUUUGCCAUGUACAGGAUGAAGUCAAAGAGGUGGUUAUCUUGGAAACUUUGCGAUCCUCAUGUGAGAAGCCUAUAUACCUUGCAAUGUGAGGCAUACUGAAAAGCCUCAAGAGGGUUGUUAUUUGCACUCGCUUGGUCAAUAUGCAGUGUAAUGGAAACGGUUCCCUAUGUUGGAUUUAAACAAGCUCCUCAACUGAAAAUUGUAUGUACCUCAUACUGUUGAGGUGUCCUAAAAUGCCCUAGCAUUCUGAACUACAGACUCACCAGGCCAAUAUGCAAAUUACAGCAUAUAAUCAAUGAGGUUCUAUGUGUGUGACAGCUGGAGAACCUCACUUGAGAAACCCAUACACAUGUACUUUGCACUGUGAGAUGCGGACAAUACAUUGAAAGAUGUAUUGAAGCGCCUCGAUUGGAGGUUGUGGUCACCUCAUGUUCAUAAAGAUACUUUGUUUUGUAUAGGGACCUCACUGUCCUGUCAUCCAAUAAUAGCAAUAUCGUAUGCCAAAUAAAUAAAUGGGUACUAAUAAUCUGGUUAAGUUGGUGAGUAUGAGGCUUAUGAGGAUCUCACACCUCAUACACAUAGAAACACUUGUUAAAACAUAUGGUGAUGCUGGUGAUAACUAGACAUGAGAAUCAAACCUCAGUUGCAGUGUAGACUCUGUGCAGGCCUAUAGAGGGCGCUCUUUUUCCUUCCCACAAGAGUUAAACAUCAGCAAGCUGCAUACAAAUCAUCAAGGCAGUGGUGAAUUUUGCUUUCAUUAAUUGCACUACCAGAGCAACUUAAAACAGAGUUGGAAAAGUAUUAAGGACCCCCUCCCCCUGCCCCCCUUAUGGGUUGGGGAGAAGGGCAAUCAACUUCUCAGUAUAUUCCUUUGUUGGUAUUUCUUUUCUUCACUGGGAAUUAAAUAGUUGAAAUUUGUAAGGUUUGAUUUACAACUUUAGGAGAGUUAGUUGUUUCAUUACAUUUGUGAUGCCCUAAAAAUAAACUUAAAGAAUGCACAUGCGUGUAGUGAAAGGUGUUCCUUUCUUGCAUCUUAAACACUUCAUAUGUAAAGAUGCAAAGAGGUUUGGUGCAGAUGUAUACAUAGUGUUGUUGCUGUAAAAUAAAAGGCUUAAAGCUACAGUCCAUCAUUUGCACCUAUCCAGAAAGUAACUGACAAAAUUACUGUUGAAAAGCAUACUUGGUUUAAAGAUAGUAAUGGGACUAAACUUCGUGUGGAAUUAUUGUUUCUGGCAUGCUGUCAUUUUGAGACAACAAUGAAAGAAGGCCAUUUCCAAAGGUGCGUCUGAAGACUCAUUGGAAAUGUCUGUUAGUAGUUCAUGUUUUAAUUCGGCGAAGCACGCAAACAUUGACACUACUACAUGCGCUUUCUUUUGGGGGGGGGGUUGCUAUAUUUUUCGGGUAAGUGUGCCACAUCGCGUAGCUGCAUUCAACUGAAUGAGGACGUAUCCUAGACACUGAAUUCGGGUGCAAUUCAAAACAUGACUUGGCACAUUUUGAGUUGAAAUUGAGAUCCUAGAAUACUGGGGUUUUUUUGGACUGUACAGCAUUCACUGAACUAAAAUUCAUCAGGUUAGUUGUUACCAACUUUCUUUAGAUUUUGAGCACUUUCGUUGCUUCAAACGAACAUAAUGCACAAACUACAAAUGAUGUACUCUACCUUUAACAUGACAUGUAUCUACCUUGGAUGUUCUCAGAUAAUCUAUUUGUUGAUUCAUCUAGUUUUCUCUGCAUCAUAUACUAGUUUAUACCUUAUUAUUUCACAAAUGCCUUAAGCCAAGUUCAACACAUUUUAUGAUUUUUCACAGUAUUUUCCCCAAACUUAAAGAGUGCACAAAAAUAGAGAAGUAAAUGAAUUACCACGGCAGUAAUUGCAGCAUACUAUUCUCUACACUACUUGUACUAGUGUGUCUUAACAUUUCUUUGUUAAAACAAGGAGUACGGUAUCUUAUGGUAGAUCGGAAAGUGUCUUUUUUCCAACAGAAUGACAAAGCGUAAAUGAUUUUUGCCCUUUUGUACAUAACAAAAAAACUGUGAUGAUAGACUGAAAGGCCUUGAUCCCAUUUAACUAAAAUGUAGUCUCAACUUAAACUGAGAAAAUAACAAGAUGUGACUUGCCAUCUUCCAACAGUCUCUUUAACAUUUUGCUGUGACGAAUCUUCAGAUGUCCAUUUAUUAAAUUGUUUUACAACUUGGUCUAAAAGACUGUUUUGUUUAAAACUUGAUAAAAUUGUUUAUUAUUAAUUCACAUUAAUGCAGUGUUUUAAAUUGAACUUCAUUUGUGUAAGCUCGCUUCAAAUAAACCAAUGCAAAUCAUAA
This is a messenger RNA of Patiria miniata (bat star), 3742 nucleotides long. RefSeq names its product stAR-related lipid transfer protein 7, mitochondrial-like (gene stard7). Bases 149 to 1315 code for a protein of 388 amino acids. The record is from RefSeq and is a predicted model, not a curated record. Gene Ontology annotation, molecular function: lipid binding. The transcript is spliced from 6 exons. Lineage: Eukaryota; Metazoa; Echinodermata; Asteroidea; Valvatida; Asterinidae.